AAUUUUUAAAAAAGGCGAAUAAAAACGAUGGCGGAACUCGUCCAUUCUCACGGUUGGCCACACCCCCGGUGACGAAUUAGCGUAGCGCAUACAAUAGAGAAGAUAGCGAAAGGGGAUCCUUCGAUCACACCACAACAAAAAUGACUGACUCGUCAGGAACGACGCUCAUGGAUCUGAUAACCGCGGAUCCUACUCCGGCGCCGUCGUCGUCGUCGACUGCGUCCGCAUCUUCGGCGCCGACGCCACCGGCAUCUCUGCCCUCGGCGUUAGGUAAGCCUCCUGCGGAGAAGAAAUCGAAGAGAGCCGCGCUGAUGCAGAUCCAGAACGAUACCAUUUCUGCUGCCAAAGCUGCUUUGCAUCCAGUUAGGACCAAUAUCAUGCCGCAAAGGCAAAAGAAAAAGCCAGUUUCCUAUUCACAACUCGCUAGAAGUAUUCACGAGCUAGCUGCCACUUCUGAUCAGAAAAGUUCUCAACGGCAAUUAGUGCAUCAUGUGUUUCCAAAGCUUGCAGUGUAUAAUUCCGUGGACCCUUCAUUGGCUCCCUCUCUUCUCAUGCUUAAUCAACAGUGUGAAGAUAGAAGUGUUCUCCGAUACGUCUAUUACUACCUUGCCAGAAUUUUGUCUGACACUGGUCCCCAAGGUUUGAGCACAGGUGGUGGGAUACCCACCCCUAACUGGGAUGCUCUGGCUGAUAUUGAUGCAGUUGGAGGUGUUACUCGAGCUGAUGUUGUGCCACGAAUAGUAGAGCAGCUUACUGCAGCAGCCACAAAUGCUGAAACUGAAUUUCAUGCUCGGAGAUUGCAAUCCUUGAAGGCACUUACAUAUGCUCCUUCAUCCAACUCUGAUGUUUUGUCCAGAUUGUUUGAAAUUGUAUUUGGCAUACUAGAGAAGGUUGGUGAUGCUGAGCAAAAGCGAAAGAAAGGCAUAUUUGGGGCUAAAGGUGGCGAUAAAGACUCUAUCAUCCGAAGCAAUCUACAAUAUGCUGCCUUAAGUGCUCUGAGAAGACUCCCUCUGGAUCCUGGAAAUCCAGCAUUUCUGCAUUAUGCUGUACAAGGGAUUUCAUUUGCUGAUCCAGUUGCUGUGAGGCAUGCACUGGAAAUUGUUUCUGAGAUAGCUACAAGGGAUCCUUAUGCUGUUGCAAUGGCCUUAGGAAAGCAUGUGCAGCCUGGAGGGGCUUUACAAGAUGUUCUCCAUUUGCACGAUGUACUCGCUAGAGUUUCUCUAGCGAAGUUAUGUUGUACAAUAUCAAGGGCUAGAGCUUUAGAUGAGAGAUCAGAUAUUAGAUCUCAGUUCAAUUCAGUGCUCUAUCAACUUCUAUUGGAUCCUAGUGAAAGAGUCUGUUUUGAGGCAAUUUUGUGUGUACUAGGAAAAUAUGAUAACACUGAGAGGACUGAGGAGCGUGCAGCUGGGUGGUAUCGUUUGACCAGGGAAAUUCUUAAGUUACCAGAUGCAUCAUCAAAGGAAAGUUCUAAAGAUAAACAGAAGAACAAACGUCCUCAACUGCUUAUUAAACUUGUAAUGAGAAGGUUAGAGAGUUCUUUCCGUAGCUUUUCUAGACCUGUGCUUCAUGCAGCAGCUAGAGUUGUACAGGAGAUGGGGAAAAGUCGGGCUGCUGCCUUUGCUUUGGGCAUACAAGAUGUUGAAGAAGGAGCACAUGUCAAUACAUUUGCUGAGGCUACUGAUUAUAAUGAUUCAGAUGAAAGCACACAUCCCGAAAGCAUUCGAAGAACUUCUUCAGUAUCUAAUUUAACUGCUGGCAGAGAUACCGUCGCGGGUAUGUUGGCUUCAUUAAUGGAAGUGGUACGGACAACAGUUGCCUGUGAAUGUGUUUAUGUACGAGCCAUGGUGAUCAAGGCAUUAAUCUGGAUGCAAGGUCCAUUUGACUCAUUUGAUGAACUAGAAUUUAUUAUUGCAUCGGAACUUUCUGAUCCAGCUUGGCCAGCAGCACUAUUGAAUGAUGUACUACUCACUUUGCAUGCUCGUUUUAAGGCUUCUCCAGAUAUGGCUGUUACUCUUCUUGAAAUUGCAAGAAUAUUUGCUACCAAAGUUCCAGGAAAGGUUGAUGCUGAUGUGUUACAACUGCUCUGGAAGACUUGUCUUGUUGGAGCUGGUCCUGAUGGAAAACAUAAAGCUUUAGAAGCAGUCACAAUUGUUCUUGAUCUACCACCUCCACAGCCAGGGUCAAUGCUUGGUCUUACUUCAGUGGACAGGGUGUCUGCGUCUGACCCAAAGUCUGCUCUUGCAUUACAAAGACUAGUUCAAGCUGCUGUAUGGUUUCUUGGGGAAAAUGCAAAUUAUGCUGCUUCUGAAUAUGCUUGGGAAUCUGCUACCCCGCCUGGUACUGCAUUGAUGAUGUUAGAUGCUGAUAAAAUGGUUGCUGCUGCUAGUUCUCGUAAUCCUACUCUAGCUGGUGCCUUGACAAGGCUCCAGAGGUGCGCAUUCAAUGGCAGCUGGGAGAUUCGAAUUAUUGCUGCUCAAGCUCUUACAACAAUGGCAAUUAGAUCUGGGGAACCUUUCAGGUUACAGAUUUAUGAGUUUCUGCACACUUUGGCGCAAGGUGGUAUUCAGUCACAGUUCUCUGAUAUGCAUCUUAGUAAUGGAGAAGAUCAAGGAGCAAGUGGUACAGGCCUUGGAGUUUUAUUAAGUCCUAUGAUAAAGGUUCUGGAUGAGAUGUAUAGAGCACAAGAUGAUUUGAUCAAGGAAAUACGCAAUCAUGACAAUGCUAAGAAAGAAUGGACUGAUGAUGAACUGAAGAAACUAUAUGAAACCCAUGAAAGGCUGCUAGAUCUUGUUUCAUUGUUUUGUUAUGUUCCAAGAACAAAGUAUCUACCUUUGGGCCCAAUAAGUGCCAAACUCAUUGACAUCUAUCGUACACGCCACAAUAUUAGUUCAUCUACUGGUUUGAGUGAUCCAGCUGUUGCCACUGGUAUAUCUGAUCUUGUCUAUGAAUCCCAACCACCACCUGCUGAGCCUGAUACACUUGAUGAUGACCUAGUAAAUGCUUGGGCAGCAAACCUUGGUGAUGAUGGCUUAUGGGGAAACAAUGCACCAGCAAUGAAUAGGGUAAAUGAAUUUCUGGCAGGUGCUGGAACAGACGCCCCAGAAGUUGAUGAAGAGAAUAUGAUCUCUAGGCCUUCAGUUAGCUAUGAUGAUAUGUGGGCAAAAACACUUCUAGAAUCUUCUGAGCUAGAGGAAGAUGAUGCAAAGUCAUUGGGAUCAUCAUCUCCAGAUUCAACAGGAUCAGUUGAAACUUCGAUAUCAUCCCACUUUGGAGGAAUGAGCUACCCUUCGCUGUUUAGUUCCCGACCACAAACUACGGAUAAGGCACCAGCAAGCCGAGGCUCUAUGUAUGAGGGUUAUGGUUCUCCGAUAAGAGAAGAGCCUCCGUCAUACUCAUCCUCUGUCAUGCAAAGACACGAGUCAUUUGAGAACCCCCUUGCAGGGAAUGGAUUGCACAGUUUUGGGUCUCAAGAUGAUGAGCGAGCUUCAUCUGGAAAUCCUCAACAUGGAAGUGCACUUUAUGACUUCACAGCAGGAGGAGACGAUGAAUUGAGUUUAACCGCAGGAGAAGAAGUCGACAUUGAGUACGAAGUAGAUGGCUGGUUUUAUGUUAAGAAGAAACGCCCUGGUAGGGAUGGCAAGAUGGCUGGACUGGUUCCUGUUUUAUAUGUUAGUCAAUCUUGAAUCAUGUACGUAAGCUAUUGUAACUUCCGAUUCUUGCAAAAAGGCUUUUUUUGCUUUAUUUUAUCCAGUGUUGCUUUCAUUCAAAGUUUCCAUGUUCCCAUGUAGCAUGCCAUUCUGGCUGUUCUCCUUCAAAGUAUCUUGUAUCCUGGUCCCUACCUAAUUCGUCUAGUUGUAUGCUAUCAAAGUAUCAUUUACCAUGCUAAUUGGUUGCGAGUGUCUAGUCAUUCAUCAUAGUAGGCCUUUCAUUCUAUUAUAUUUAUAUUUUACAUACAGCUAUUGGUGUACGAGUGUUUGUUUUUAUACAAGGAAUUUAAUAUAUCAAGUGAAAGUUUCACGUUUUUGAAGUCAGCA
Glycine soja is the source of this 4034-nucleotide messenger RNA. RefSeq lists its product as uncharacterized. Bases 141 to 3683 code for a protein of 1180 amino acids. The record is from RefSeq and is a predicted model, not a curated record. NCBI's taxonomy places the organism in Eukaryota, Viridiplantae, Streptophyta, Magnoliopsida, Fabales, Fabaceae. The transcript is spliced from 27 exons. Gene Ontology annotation, molecular function: protein binding.